AUGAUCUGCACGGAGUCAAGUCACCAGAGGAUCUCAUUCUCUAGUGAUCUUGGCCAAUCCGAUAAAGCCCCACCACCACCGGUUAUAGAACCACUAGGACUUAUCCGAAGAGACGAGACUCUUCUUGAUUCGUCAAACUCAUUCGAGUUCCAUAUCUCAAACAACUUUGAUGCCGGAGACUCUUCACCGGCGGACGAGAUCUUCGCUGACGGUAUGAUCCUUCCUUUCCACGUAACCGCAGCUUCCACCGCGCCAAAACGUCUCUACAAGUACGAGCUCCCUCCCAUCACCUCCUCCUUAUCUCAACCUCCUCUCCCGCCGCCACAACCUUUGCCAACAAAGCAACACAGCGAGAAAGAAACCAGCGGGAGAGCGAGCGGAGCAAACUCUGACUCGGAAGCAGAGAAGUCAUCAAAGUCGUUUUGGAGUUUCAAGAGAAGCUCGAGCCUCAACUGUGACAUAAAGAAGAGUCUCAUCUGCUCGUUUCCUCGGCUCACGAGAAGCAACUCUACAGGUUCGGUUACUAACUCAAAGAGAGCAAUGCUGAGAGAUGUUAACAACCAUAGGCCUUCUUCUACUUCUUCUUCCACUGUCUGUUGCAAUGCGUAUCAGUUUAGGCCGCAGAAGCAAGCAGGAAAGAAAGGUGAAGGAGGAGGAAGCUUUUCGGUUAUUCCAGUUCUUAAUGGUCCUUCUACGUUUGGUUUAGGAUCGAUCUUACGCCAUUCGAAAGAUAAGACGAAGAAGAAGAAGAACAAGAAGUAG
Molecule: messenger RNA, 762 nt
Organism: Microthlaspi erraticum
Lineage: Eukaryota; Viridiplantae; Streptophyta; Magnoliopsida; Brassicales; Brassicaceae
Source: the annotation of a GenBank genome assembly